GAGAGGAGCAGGUGGACCUGGGUCAUGUGAUGUUGUUAGCCGAGCAGCUGCGACUGAUCUGAAUGCUAGGGCACCACGCUCUCUCCAGAGGAAGAUUUUGUCCAACUGAAUCCAUUGAACAGAAGGCCUGACGAUGUCUUACGGCUCCAUCGACGGGGGAGCAUUUGGAGGCAGGAUCCCCUUCGGAGGCCCAGCGAGCCAGGGCUACCAGCCUGUGGCCACACAGGUGAGUGCCUCAGAGCUGCAGGAUGUGUUUCAAGAGACCUCCUCCAACAUCUUCCAGAUCAAUGCUAAUGUGGUAGCGCUAGAGAAGAGCCUGCAGUCACUGGGCACAUCCAGAGACACUGCUGAACUGCGACAGAGCCUACAUUCCAUGCAGCAGCAAACUAACAAAGUCAUCACAAGCACAAGUCAACUCAUCAAACAGCUGUCUGAUAUCAUCAGCAGCUCCUCACGGCAAGACCGGCUGCGGCUGACCAGGCUGAAGACAGAACUGUCCGAGUCAGUGCAACGCUAUGGGGACCUGCAGAAGAAAAUUGCAGACCGUUCGAGGGCACUACUCCCCCCGGCACAGAAAGACAGGAAGUUGAGUCCACAGACGCCGUUUGCCGAGCUGAGCGAGGAGGGGGCGUUGUUCGGCAUGGCUGGAGGCGUGGAGGAGGAAGGGGCGCAGGCCUUCCUGUCGGAGAUCAGCGAGGAGGAUGUGGAGGCCCUCAGGCAGAGAGAGGAGGCUCUGCUGCAGAUAGAGAAAGACAUCCUAGAUGUGAGCACCAUCAUGAAGGAGCUGGCCAGCAUGGUGCACGAGCAAGGAGACGCCAUAGACAGCAUUGAGGACUACAUCCAGACGACAUCAUCGCAUGUGGACCUGGCCAAUCAGGAGCUGGCCAAGGCCAGUCAUCACCAGAGGCAGCUGAGGAAGAGAAAGUGCUACUUGCUGCUGGCCGGAGCUCUGCUGGUAACCCUCCUCAUCAUCAUCAUCGCAAUCUCAGCACGAAAAUGAGAGCCAGCAAGCAAGGCUCCUGUUCUCACACCACUGAGACAAGAUGGCUACCUGCCCUCUAUCCCCACCGGUAACCAGCGGCUUCUUCUAGGAACAGGAGAACCGCUUCUGAUCUCUCAGUCUUUCUGAAUGUGUGUAUCUUCGCCAACCUGCGUUCAUCUUUUAAGAAAAAUACCUCUGGACUGUUCGAUUCCUCUCUUUGUGACCUGUUGUUCUUUGACUGUCUGCUACCCAUAACAUGCUAUCAGACGUGUAGCCAAUUAACGUUUUUAAUUUCACCCCUGAAAUGUUUGUUUUCAAGCUUCAUUUCAUUGAACAGGAAACGUGUGCCAUCACAUCACUGUGCAAAUGUGGACUCUAGUUAAGGGGAUCUCACUUUCUCUGAUCUCAACUCACACAUGCUGACUGACUCGGCCGAGUGCUGAAGUAGCCAUUGUUUCUGUGUCCUCCUUAACCCCAUUCAAGGUCAGGAAAAAAUUUAAGUCUGCUAACGUAGAUAGCAGAGACCGCCUCAUAUGUUUCAACCAAAAUCUAUUUCUGUUCAAGAAGACAAGCAACUCCAAGCUGAAAUUCUCUCCUACUUUAUUGUAAUUCAAGUGUGUGCAGUGUGACAUGAUCAUAACUUUAGCCACUGACAGUCUCUGGCAGCCUCACCAGCUCAGUGGAUAUACCCCUUUGUCUCAGAAGCACAGUGGAGAUACCCCUUUGUCUCAGAGACGCAGUGGAGAUGCCCCUUUGUCUCACAGACGCAGUGGAGAUACCCCUUUGUUGCCCCUCUGUCACUGUUGCUCGUUAGUCAUCCAGUAGAUCAUUGGGCAUCGCUCUCUGCCACCAAGCUAAAGUCAAUUAUAAUGUGCUCUGGCCACGUGUGAUAGGACCAUAUUGGGGUUGACUUAGGGGUCAAUCUGCUGCAUACGUACUAUUUAUCAAGAUGUAAAAAUAUGCAUAUGUCAAUGCUGUUUAUUUAUUUAUUGUUUGUUUGUAAAUAUGUUUUCAUUUUAACUGGUUAUCGCCGACAUAUUUAUUGACAUUGUGCUCUGCUACCAAAACAAAUAGUUGUACAUGAAAUCCUUUUCCUUUGCAUAAUUUUAAAAGUGAUCUGAUGUUUUGUGUUUUUGUCAUUUGCUAACUGCUUUAUUUCUCGUGUUGUAAGAUUGUGAAUCAGACCUAUCAGCGGACGUCCAAGCCACUAGUAGCACAACAAGAGCUAACUUCUUUCUUUUGGUUUCACCUGUACUGCUGUUCAUGAAUAUGUCUUUAAACAUUCAAACGGUUUGGUUUACCAUGAUGUGAGCAGUUAUUUAUGUUUAAGUAAAGAACAUAUAGUUCCUGCAACAAACCUCUCAGUACAUUUUCACUUGCUUUUCCCUCCUGGCAAUCGCGCACAGAUAUACACACUGACCUGCACACACACACACCCACACACACACUGACAUGCACACACACACAGACAGCCAUCUGGGCUCUUACAGACAGAAAUGGAUGAAAAUUGUAGGUUGGUAAUUUGACUAAUCUUUAGCAGGGACAUUUCAGAAGCUUCUUACCUUCUUUAUUUCCUUCUCUUUAUCAGUCUAUCAUAUUACAUAUUUUGUAUUGUUCUGCCUUUCAAGACAUCACAACAGAGCCUUUUUGGAGUAAGUAUGGUCAGUUUAUUGUUUGCAGUUUAUUUAUCUUGCUGCAGGAAGGAGUGGCUUCAAGUCUUUCUUAUGUCUAAUGACAUCACCACCAUUCUGUUUUUUAUUUUUUCUGGGGAUUACGAUCCUUUAUUGUUGUUUAACAUAGGAUUGGGAGUUAAACAGCUAAGAAAUUCCAGAAAAACUACACUUCAUAGGGGAAGUAAAUUGGUGUUGAAAAAUGUUUUAAGAUUGUAUCUGUGUGAUAAAAAAAACCUGCCUAUA
Molecule: messenger RNA, 2898 nt
Organism: Clupea harengus (Atlantic herring)
Lineage: Eukaryota; Metazoa; Chordata; Actinopteri; Clupeiformes; Clupeidae
Gene: tsnare1
Product: T-SNARE Domain Containing 1
Biological process (GO): intracellular protein transport; vesicle fusion; vesicle-mediated transport
Cellular component (GO): endomembrane system; membrane; SNARE complex
Molecular function (GO): SNAP receptor activity; SNARE binding
Source: RefSeq, a predicted model, not a curated record